CUCUAAAAAAAUGACUGGAACCGAUUGUAAAUCACGAAGAGUUAAUGAUUUGUCAUUGACCAAUACUAGGACAAUCCCAUCCGUUUCAACAGGAACAAUGUCUGAUAUAAGACAUCCUAGUAUGAAAAAUAGUCUUUCUUUACCAAGAUCAAUGGAUCAGUUGACAAAUCGUUUGAAUUCACGUUCUUCAACUCCUGGAAAUGAACCGAUGAACAAAUACGAUCAUAUGUGUUGUCCACCUUGGUCAAAAACUGAUCAAAGGACUUACUCAACAGAUUCUUCCCAUUCUUAUAAAUUACAACCUAGUCCAUAUGAUCAUACAGUUGAAUUAGCCGAUUCAAGACUGGCUAUACUACACGAUGCAAAAUUAGCAUCUUUAAGUGUAGAUUGGCCUUCUUGUACAAUGACUCAAAAUAUACCUAUGAGUAAAGCAAAUCGAAUUAGAUCUUCAAGUUCUUUCUCGUCACCAGUAUGCUUGGUAUCGACUUCUUUUUCCAAUAUAACUUCUGAAUCUUCAUUUUCUACAAACCAAUCACAUACCAAAGCAGCAACAACCAGUUCAUCCUCGUCAUUAUCAUCUGUUUCAUUUGUUACUUCUGAAUCUCUUGUUAGAAGUCCAACUUCCGGUCAUUGUAGUCCUAAUAUUCCUGUGAAUUUCAAUCCGAAAGGACCCACCCUACAGACUGAAUCGCCCAUUUCAUCUUGUCAGACAAUCAAAUCUUCAUCUCCAAAUGCCGGAAUAACUAGAAUUCUCAACUCUAGCCAGUCACAAUUCUCAGCGCUCUCUGGAGGAAAAUCUCCAACUAUUUAUUCUUUAUGUGGACAAUUUUUAUCUACGAAUACAAAUUCAACUAAUCAUAAUGAUACCAUUGAAUUGUCUAAUAACGUAGAAAGUAAUCGAAUUAGUAACUGCCUAGGAAAGCGAUCUAUGCUACCUGAACAAUAUAAACAACAUCCCUUAGUAGGUACACCAAGUGUAAUGCCAACUUUGUUGCCUCAACCUAAACAAGAGUAUACACGAACAAAGUUUUCUGUUGUUACUAAUAUAUCAGAUCAUCGAUCGCAAAACACUUCAAUGCCACUGAAAAAACGACUUAUUCAACGUUAUGAAGCUGAUCGUGUAGAUAUGAAACCAUCGGAGUUAUCAACAUGUAACCUUGUUAAGACUGAACUACCUAUGGAUAAUUCUCAACCUCAUAAUAGAUCAACUAAUGCAGAUGAUUUAAAAAACAAUCAAUAUUCGCCUGAAAGCCGGAUCGCAAUGAAAGAUAAUAUAGAAAAAUUAGAUUGUCAAGAGAGAAAAUUUAAACGAAAAAAACGUACUAAAUAUGAAACAGAUGGAAUGUUAAGCCUAAACACAAACAAAAAUAAGCCAACUAAAAUCCGUACAAAAUCUUCAUUAAGUUCUUUAAGAAAAUCUAAUUCAAAAAGUACACGUCGAUUAAAACAUUCAUUGAAUGAUGAUGUAGAAUCAAAAUUGAGUAUGAAUGAACAAUUGUCAACGAUGAAAUUAGAAUUCGAUGAUAUCACUAAUGACGAUGAAGAUGAUGAUGUUAUUGUUAAUGAUAAUAAUGAUGAAGAAGUAAGAGAAGAGCAAGAGGAGAACAAUGAUGAUGAUAAUGAGGUUGAUGAUGAAAGAAUUAAACCGACAAUUAGAAGACGACGUUCAAGGAAGCAUAGCUCAAGUGCAAAUAGUACAUCAAGUUUAUCACAUACAUCAUUAUGUAGUGAUUUAAUUAGAGGUAAUGUAAAAAAACGUAUAGCUGCUGUUAAUGGUAAUCUUAUGAUGAUGGUUACGGCACACGCUCAAAGAAGCACUAGUUCAGGUAGUAAUAACAGUAAUAGUAGUAGUUCUUCUAGUUUACAAAGUGUUGACGGUGAAGUCAGUGAUGAUGAUAAUGAUGUAUGUUUGAAUUCUUCAUCAAACUCAUCUGUUAAUACUACGCCUUCAAAGUGUUCCACUGAUCGUCACUUAUCUUAUUCAAGACUACAAUCAUAUAAAUCUACUUUAAAAUAUUUAACAAUAAAUUCUAAUACCAUCACUAAUAAUAAUAGCCAAUCAUUAAAUUCAAGUGAUGGAUCACCUGGUAUUACACAUUCAUCCAUGGAUAGUGCACAGAGUGUCUAUGGUGUUGGUAAUGGUGAUAAUUUAAGAAAACCGAAAAGAACAGCUACUUUAACUGUAUCAUCUGGUAGUACAACUGGACCGACAAUUAUAACAGCAAAAAAGCCUCGUCUGUCAUCUGCAUCAUCGUUAACAACCACGAAGACAACGAUAAUGACAACGACAGGAAAACCAAUAAAAACGUCAUCGAAACAACAUCGACGUGGUGAUAACGGCAAGUCAAGAACUACCAUUCAUAAAGAGGACGGUAAUGAUUCAACAGUAUGUAUGAAAUUUAAGACAGAUUUAUUAGAUCAAGAUGGUUGUACAUUGAUGUAUGAAAAUUCUACGCCAGAUGAAUUGUCAGCUGCUUUAGCUGAAGAAAAUUUGCAAGUUGAAGAACUGGUUGAACAACUUCCUGGGCCACCUGAUUUGAAUCGAACAGCCAAUAAAUCACUACACUCUUCACAUUCAUUAAAUUUUUAUAAGCGAAGUCAACGUGUUUUUGUUCAACUUAUAAAUUGUAAUGAUCCAGGAUUGAAACAAGUUCCGAAAUGUCGUGCUUGUCGUCAAACUAAAUUUUCCUACCAUAAUUCACCUUUAAUUCAUACAAACGGACAAAUCGAUUCAGAUGAUGAUGAUGAUGAUGUUGAUGAAGAGAAUCCGAAACUUAUAAUCAGUGAUGUCCCUAGUCCAACCAAUAAUCAAAAUUUUUCGAAUGGAUUGACUAAAGAUAUUCAAUUUAAAAAACCACCUGGUCGAAGAACUACUCUGGCUAAAAAUACCCGUAAAGAAAGUACCACUGAUAAAUCGAAAAAUAAACGAAACGCUACACAUCCAUCAAUGUCAGUAUUCUGUCGUUUUUGGGGAUUUAGAAAAUUAUGUUAUAAUCAUAGAGGUGUAUUGAAAAUAGCUGAUUUUUGUCGAUCCACUGAAUCCGAUGCUUUAGAACGUUCAUUAUGGGAAAUGUAUCAUCCAGUCUCACCAUUUUUAAGCACAUGCGCUGCUAAAUACAUUUUGGAAUGUGCUGGUGGCUUAUUCUGUCGUCUUCUUCAUCAAGAAUUAACAAGUUUGAAUAAUAACCAUGCUCAUCAAAGUCAAAAUGAAAAAAUCAACUCAUUAACUGGUAAAAACAGAAUUAGUGGUCAUACAAUGGAAUCAAAUAACAAAAAUGAUGGCAUUAUUAAUUCAGUUGCAUGGAAAAGGCCAGUAAAAGGUGUACGUGAAAUGUGUGAUGUCUGUGAAACAACAAUGUUCAAUACACACUGGGUUUGUGGUAAAUGUGGUUAUUCAGUGUGUACAGAUUGUUUGAACGAAUCGAAACCAUUCAAUUCUGUAAGUGACAGCAAUUCGGAUACACGUGAUCAUGUGAAAUUCAAUGAAAAUAGUACAGUGGAAAAAAAAGGCAAAUUAAAAUACUUAAGAGGUCGUGGUUGCCCAUAUGGUUGGGCAUCGUGUACUACUACACGUCAACCUCAUGAUCCAAACAAGCUGUUAUUGACUUCUCUGUUACCGUCUGGUAUUAUUGGUCGAUUACUUCAUCGAUUGCAUCGCAUAGCGAACUAUUAUAAAAUUAAUUUAGGCUGUAAUUGCUCUCCUUCCUCAACAGUGGGUAAUGAUGCAACAGAUUCAUCAAAUGAUACAUUAUUAUUCAUGAAACCAAUGAAAUCAUUGAAUAAUCGCGAAUGUUUAGAUCGUAAUUCUCUUGAUUUACUAGCUGAUAUUGCUUUGAAAACUGAUAUGGGUAACACUGGACCACUUACUGCUGGUAAUAGUAAUAACAGUAGUAACGGUACUGUAGAUAAUGUUGUUGUGGAAACAGAAUUUAAUGCUUCACGUAAUAAUCCUUCUUCUAUAACAACAGAUAAUGGGAUCAGUUUAUCAGACAAUAACAAUAAUAACGAACGUAUGAUGAUAAUGAUGGAUUUUCCAUCUCAUAGUUGGAUUCAUUCCAAACGAAGGCAUAUUAAUCAAAGGUCAUGUUGUCAAAAAAUGAAUGAUUCAGCUAACAUCACUAAUACAUGUACUAUCACUGUUAAACAUAAAACGAAGCAUAAUGAUAAUCAUAGAUUUGAUUUUCACAGAGAAUCAAAUUUGAAAAUUUAUCAACCUUCAGAAAUAAUCAAUCGUCAUCAUCAUCACAAUCCCGUUUUCUUACGUUUACAUUGUCCUGAUUCCAUUGGAAAUUUAUUGGCGUUCCAAUCCGAAUGGAGACGUAAUCAUCCGCUUGUUAUAUCUGGAUGUCAACGUAAAUUUACCCAAGAAUUAUGGACUCCACAAAGUUUUUCAAAUGAUUUUGGUGAUAUGAAAACUACAUUAAUUGAUUGUGCCACGGGUGCUGAAAUAACACGUUAUACGUUAAAGUCAUUUUGGGAUGGUUUCGAAAAACGUGAACGUCGAAUCACUAGUAAAGAUGGCCGUCCACUUUGUUUAAAGCUGAAAGAUUGGCCAACUACAGAUGAUUUUGCUGAAUUACAACCGAAACGUUUCAAUGAUCUAAUGUUAAAUCUACCAAUGCCAAAUUAUACACAACGUGAUGGACAAUUGAAUUUAGCUGCUAGAUUAUCAUCAUUUUUCGUAUGUCCCGAUCUAGGUCCAAAAUUAUAUGUGGCUUAUGGAACAGUCGGUUCUUGUUCUAUUAGUACAACAAAUUUGCACGUAGAUAUAGCUGAUGCCGUAAAUGUUAUGUUGUAUGUGGGACAACCGACAGAUUCAUUGAAUGAAAUGUUAACUAAUGCUGAAUCAAUUGUGAACACAUUAACAAGUGCACAUAUUGAUGAUAAUUAUUUAGAAAGAGUUUUAAAUUGGUUGAAUAAAAUUAAAUCACACCAAACUGAUGCACAUGCUAAUGACAGUAAUAAUAAUACUAACAGUAACAAUAUUACUACUACUACUACUGCUACUACUACUACUUCUCCCACUACUUUUAUUUCUACUACUCAUGAAACUAACUCUGAAGAUAUCCCAGGAGCAUUGUGGCAUAUAUUUCUACCGGAAGAUUCAAAUGGUUUAAGAGAAUUUUUAUCAAGAGUAAGUGAAAGUGAAACUGGUACACCAGUGGAAUCAGGCAGUGAUCCAAUACAUGAUCAAUUAUUUUACAUGGAUCAAUCAUUAUUAGAUCGUUUAUAUGAUUGUAUGGGCAUUCAACCAUGUACGAUUGUACAAUUUCAUGGUGAUGCUGUAUUCAUUCCAGCUGGUGCUGCUCAUCAGGUGCGAAAUUUAAAUAGUUGUAUCAAAGCGGCUGUAGAUUUUGUCUCACCGGAACAUUUACCUCAAUGUUUUCAAUUAAUGGAAGAAUUUCGUCAGCUAUCACCGACACAUCAAAAUCACGAAGAUAAAUUGCAAAUUAAAAAUAUGUUAUUCCAUGGAAUAAAAGAUGCUUUAUCUGUCCUAUUGACAAGUAAUAAUAAUAAUAAUAAUAAUAAUAAUAAUAAUAAUAAUAACAAUAAUAAUAAUAACAAUAAUAACAGUGAUAAUAAUAACAGCAACAAUAAUCAAAGUUUGGUCAACCUUAAAUCAGAAUUGAAUUCAGAGUUGAGAUCUCAUGCACACGAUAGACCAUUUUCAUCAACAUCGUCUACAUCAGCGAUUAUACUUCAUAAUGAUAAUCGAAAUGUGUCAAAUAAUUCAAUCGUAAAAUCAGAUUCAAGAUCAGAGUCUUCACUUCAUUAUAAUUUACAAAAUUAUCAUGUCACAAAUUCUGUAAAGUCAAUGAAUACAAACAGAGGUGGUCGAACUAGAGGUAGACCUGGGCGACCAAAAGCAAUUGGUUUAACUAAUCAUGAAAAUAUUAACCUAUCAUCUAGUUCCCCACCGCCAUCGUCGUCGAUCCCAUCGUCGAAUCCGAUGUUGAAUUCGAAUACAUUUCCGGUUGUACCUGUCCUUAGUGUAAAUACUGUUGUUCCCGGUAGUGGUGAUUAUAUCAGCGAUAAUGAUUCAACGAAUAAUUCUGGUAAAUUUCCAAAUUCGUUUAAAAUUUCUUCUAGAGAUUCACUUUCUGCGAUAUCUUCAUCAUCAUUAAUGUUCUCUUCAGAUAUAAUUAAAGAUGUUAAACCGAAUCUUAUUAUUACUACUGUUGCUACUAGUAGUACUAGUAUUAGCAAUACUACUACUACUAUUGUUGAUUGUGAUAGAAUUCCUACGACUAUGGUUACUAAUGUUACUUCCUCUUCAUCAUUGUUGUCUACUUCUGCUUCUGGUCUGUCUGUGAAUUUAGAUGCCCCACAACUUAUUUCCUCUGCCUCUUUUCCUUGUUCAUCUUUUUCAUUGUCAUCAACAUCAUCCUCCACAUCGUUUUCGUCCUCUUCUUCCUCCUCCACCUCUUCAUUCGUAUCUUCUACCUCGUCUUCAUUAUCUUCAGCAUGUACUGCACAAAAGCAACAUGUUUUAUACUAA
Messenger RNA from Schistosoma bovis, 6499 nucleotides. The record is from the annotation of a GenBank genome assembly. Lineage: Eukaryota; Metazoa; Platyhelminthes; Trematoda; Strigeidida; Schistosomatidae.